CUGACUAAUAAGCGUCUUGCUGUUGGCGUUACUGCCCGCCGGGCAAAUCGUCGUAAUGGUGAUUGCCGGCCGGGCAGCUAUGACGUUAUGACGUCUUCUCGAAUGCUAGCUCUCCACUAACCGAGGAACCUAUGUUUCCUCGAGCAACCAUCCUUUCUUCUUGAGCAUACUAGUUUCCAGGUUUGCAGGCUUCAUCUGUACUCUUUUCUUUUUGAUAUAAAACUCAUCCAUUCUUCUUUCCACUCAGAAUCUCCAUUGAACAACCGAAGAACUGAAUCUUGACGCGUCAAACCAGAUCGUCGAAACCCCUCAACAAACUACCAUUACUCCUCCAUCUCCGCUCCCAACAACCAAACUAGCCAUGUCUGCUAUCCGUGCCUUUGCGACCCGUCGCACUCCAUUUGUCUUUGCCCAGCGCGCAGCUUUCUCGCAGUCAACAGUCCGCGCCGCGGGCAAGGAGUCUGCCCUCCACAGCGAAAACCGUGCUGAAGAGAUCGAGAAGAAGAAGCAGGAGCAACUGAAGAACCAAAAGGAGGGCAAGGCAAACUGGGAGGAGCAACUUGCCAGUGACAGCGAGAGCGCCAUCAAGGCAGACCGAUCCGAGACCGGCAAGGACACCCAGCAACAGAUCAAGGAUCUCCAAGAAGAGGCCAAGAAGGUCAAGCCUGGUCACUAGAGAAGAAUGGAGUAGAGUAUGAGCCAUUGGGGGUAUUGAGGAUACGACGCCUACGUUGAGGCUUGAGGCUGAGGGUAAAUACGACCCAGUAGCACAGCCUGAGAAAUGAGCUCUGGGUGGGAAAACGCCGACACAAAAGAAUAUAAUGGGUUAUCUUGUAAUGUUUCAAUGACAUGAUUUGCAUUCACCA
Bipolaris sorokiniana ND90Pr is the source of this 866-nucleotide messenger RNA. RefSeq lists its product as uncharacterized. The transcript has 3 exons. The record is from RefSeq and is a predicted model, not a curated record. Bases 362 to 676 code for a protein of 104 amino acids. Lineage: Eukaryota; Fungi; Ascomycota; Dothideomycetes; Pleosporales; Pleosporaceae.